AUGCCUCGACCUGCAACACGCCCAGGGAAUGUUAACAAACAUCCUGGACAGAUAGUUCUUGAAGUGAGUUGCGUAGCACGCCCAAAGGAUGUAAUUGCAGCUGAAAAGAAAAAGGCGUCAGCAGAGAAAUUAGCCAAGGCAACCGCCUUGGAAAAUGCUCAAAAGAAGGUCGCUGCAACAGAAGAUGCUAUGACUGUCGAGCAGAUGGCUCAAUGUGCUGGCCCAGGACACCUUGUCAGACCAAAGCCUAAGCCGUGCCCAGUGACCAAGGCAGCACCAACUGUAAACCCUGACAAGACGUGCAAAAACGGUGUAGCGCGCGCGCGUAUACAUCGUAAAGCACGGGAAGUCGUGCGCGCGUGCUGCGCAUUGCGUGGGAAAGCUGCGCCUCAUAAGGGAAUAGCUGUGGAUAGCACACAGAGUGAUGCUACAAUCUCUACAACGGUGUCCCAAAGCACUGAUGCCCCGAAGAAGAAAUAUCCAGGCUUGAAACUCACCUUCAAGGAUGGUGUCAACGCCAGUCAAAAGGUGUCCAACAAUGGUACAUCAUCUACAAUGGGAUUUGAACAAGCCAUAUCGACAGAGGAGGUGGAAGUAGGGAAGUGGGCUAGAAGCAUGGCAUUGAAGUCCCAACGGAAGCCAUCUGCACCACCAAGUGCACGUGCCAGUGUGAUUGAAAGCAGGGAUGCGGCCAUAUCCAAAGAUGAAAACCUACCUGAAGAUCAUGACGAGAGCAUAACUGUGAGUCAGAGUGGUCAGGGUGUCGUGCAUAUGAUUGAGACUGUUGAUGAUGCCACAAGAGGACGAAAGCGUACCUUGUCCACGACCUUGUUGGAUGACCUCGAACCCGAAGAGCGGCAUGAAAUGGAAGAAGACCAAGAUGCCAAUGAACAUAUUCCAGACGAGGAUGAGGAUGUUGACAUGAUGGAUCAGCAGGGUGAUAUUGAGGUCUGUGAAGUGUCCAACAGUCGACUCACAAGCUCUAUGUCAGUUAGUGUCAUGGAUACCACGAUGGACGGUCCAAAAUCCAAGUACAUCAAAACUGAAAAUGGAUGUGCACAACAUACUAUACUCAAUCUGAAGAAAGAAAAGCCGAAGAAUCCUCACUUACCCAGCGCUGCUCAGAAUCUAAGCUUUCAUUCCAUAUUUAUUCCAACGGUCAUGCACUGGGUCAGCAAUAACAGCUAUCCAUGGACCAUCCCCAAUGAGAAACUCUCAGAUGUUCUCGAGGAUAUCUUCAUGGCGGUGUGUAAGCAGCCUGGAGACUUCAGGAAUGAUGAUGGCUGCAAUCUCGCCUUCAACCUCGUAUGCCAAAGGAUCUCUGAGUGGAGAGGUAACUUCGGCUCCACUGCUAUCACCAUUCUCAUGGCAUUUUUCGCAUCCACGGACGAAUACAAGACCAAGGAGGCAUGCAAAGAAUAUGCCGAAUAUCAACUUGAAGAUUCACACUUUGUAUAUGAAGAUCCAGAUAAUGAAGACUCACCUGGAGCUUUCUUAUCAGAAUUUAUCUUGCGCAUCUUCGCUGUUCAACUCAAUGCCACCCAAGGACGCCAGAUAAUUGACUCGCUCGACUUCGGCUUACCUGCAUAUCCAACGGCCCUUGCACUGACCACUGCAGCUGCCGAGCGUGCACUUAUUUUAGCUUGCGACGACCUGAUUGUGGAAGAUACUUCGGACCAUGGGAAACACAAGAUCGCCCUAACUCUCAAUCACUCCACUAACAAAAUGAGUAACACAGGCACUGCUUUUUCCGCAGGUAAUUGGGAGACUGACACACUCGCGUACAUGGAAUGA
Suillus plorans is the source of this 1794-nucleotide messenger RNA. RefSeq lists its product as uncharacterized. The coding region runs from base 1 to 1794 and encodes 597 amino acids. NCBI's taxonomy places the organism in Eukaryota, Fungi, Basidiomycota, Agaricomycetes, Boletales, Suillaceae. The record is from RefSeq and is a predicted model, not a curated record. The transcript is spliced from 10 exons.